This is a messenger RNA of Paramecium pentaurelia, 716 nucleotides long. NCBI's taxonomy places the organism in Eukaryota, Ciliophora, Oligohymenophorea, Peniculida, Parameciidae. The record is from the annotation of a GenBank genome assembly.
AUGCUAGAAUAUAUUAAUAGAUGUCUAGAGUUUUCAUUAUCACCAAUCCCCACUUUCCCAACUAAUCUCUUAACUAAUAUCAAAUUUAUGACAAAUAUAGAAAAUUAAACUAUACAACCUAUUGUAAAUUUGAAUCCCCCAAUUUAUUAUUAAUAGCCCUUUAUUUAAAAUCCAUUAAGUAAUUUCCUUAUAUAUAUUUUUUAGUUAGUGAAUCAUAUGUUAUAGAGGAAAAUAAAUUAAGUUUUUUCAUUUCAGAAUCACCUUAAACAAGUUAAAAUGAAAAAAAUUUGAAUUCAUAAACAAAAUAAUCUACUAAGACUCUAAGAGAAUAAAUUAAUGAAAGAAUAUAAUAAAAUAAAUAAAGACAAUCACAUGUACCUGAAUCAUCAAUAUCUCCUUUAAAAAUUCGUUCAAAAAGUCCAAUACUAUUUAAGACAGGACAUACUCCUUAAAAGUAGGAAUCAUCUGAAAAUAAAGAAAAUUAUAUGCCUACUAUACAUAGAAAAUAGUUUUCUUAAAUUAAUGAAAAUAUCGAAACACCAAAAAAAGGUUAUUUGCCAUUUUAAAAUACAAAAUUUAAUAAGACUCCUUCUAGAUAAUCUUAAGUUUAAAGUAAAAUAAAAUAAGAAUUAUAACCAUCUUAAUAAUAAAGACAUUCGUUAAAAAGAGAAUUAAAAAAUGGAGUUAGCCAUAUAAAAAUAACAUUAUAUAAAUGA